Messenger RNA from Ostrea edulis (European flat oyster), 1979 nucleotides. Its product is annotated as leucine-rich repeat-containing protein 15-like. Gene Ontology annotation, cellular component: extracellular matrix; plasma membrane. Lineage: Eukaryota; Metazoa; Mollusca; Bivalvia; Ostreida; Ostreidae. Bases 175 to 1785 code for a protein of 536 amino acids. Gene Ontology annotation, molecular function: protein binding. The transcript has 17 exons. The record is from RefSeq and is a predicted model, not a curated record.
AUGUGUAAAACGACAAAUUCAAUUAUUGCGCGCAUGCGGACACAAUUUUCUGCACGAUAUCACGUGCACGGUCAAGUAGUUAGAGGAAGACUUUAAUUCAUUAACCAGGAAGAAGUAUUUUCAUUCAGUGUAGAGUCAGUGUUGAGUAGCAGUACUUUCCUUCAGAUAAUAACGAUGCAGCUGGUGGUUUUGUUGUCUGUCGUGCUCUCUGUGCUUUACAGCCAGGGGACGGACGCCUGUCCUGACGGGUGUAGCUGUCGUAAGUCAUAUAACUGUGAUGGGACUUAUGUAAAUUGUCGUAGAAAAGGACUGAGAGGAGUACCGACCAACAUCCCCACGGACACUUGUGAACUAAACUUGGCGUACAAUCAAAUAACAACGUUACCAAAAGGGAUGUUUGAUACAUUGCGAAAUUUACAGUAUCUACAUCUGUAUGGUAAUCGAAUAACAACGUUACAGAAAGAUGCAUUUGCUGGAUUGGUGAAACUAGAAACAAUUUACUUGCACUCCAAUCAAAUAACGAUGUUACCGAAAGGACUGUUUGAUACACUGGUGAAUUUAAGGAUUCUUUCCUUGAGCUCCAAUCAAAUAGCCACGUUACCGAAAGGACUGUUUGAUACACUGGUGAAUUUAAGGAGUCUUUACUUGCACUACAAUCAAAUAACCACGUUACCGAAAGGACUGUUUGAUACACUGGUGAAUUUAACGGAUCUAUCCCUGUAUGGUAAUCGAAUAACAACGUUACAGAAAGAGGCAUUUGCUGGAUUGGUGAAACUAGAAACACUAUCCCUGUAUGGUAAUCGAAUAACAACGUUACAGAAAGAGGCAUUUGCUGGAUUGGUGAAACUAGAAAGACUGACCUUGUACUCCAAUCAAAUAACCACGUUACCGAAAGGACUGUUUGAUACACUGGUGAAUUUAACGGAUCUAUACCUGUAUGGUAAUCGAAUAACAACGUUACAGAAAGAGGCAUUUGCUGGAUUGGUGAAACUAGAAACACUGUCCUUGGGCUCCAAUCAAAUAACCACGUUACCGAAAGGACUAUUUGAUACACUGCUGAAUUUAAGGACGCUAUACCUGUAUGGUAAUCGAAUAACAACGUUACAGAAAGAGGCAUUUGCUGGAUUGGUGAAACUAGAAACACUCGCAAUAGAAAACAAUCCUUUCAAAUGUGAUUGCCAAUUAGUCGCCUUUCUCAAUUUUGCCGAAUCGAGAAACUUGAAAUUAAACUACUUCACAUACCCAAAGCCAUCGUGUAAAAGUCCUCUUGAUUUCAAAGGAACACUGCUGACGGACAGGAGACUUCAGGAAAUGGUUUGUGAUUCAGUCUCCACUACCGGUUCAGAUCUCAACACUACAAGUGCAGUCACCAAAUAUCCCGAUGCAGACUCCAGCUCUACCGUAACUGACGCCAGCACUACUCAUCAAGAAAUCACCACCACCGGUACAGACGCCAUCACUACUCAUCCAGAAAUCACUACCACCGGUACAUACGCCAUCACUACCACCGAUACAGGAAGUACUAAAGUGUCCACUGGAGUAACAGGCCCUGAUUCCAUCACAUCUUCCACCGAUGCAGAUACUGUUUUUUCAGAAUUAACCGGAUCUGGUAAGAAACAAAAGAAGAAAACAAAUAGAACCGUGAAAGAUGACACAGCUGAGCUGAUAGCUAUACAACGGGAGAAGCUGGAUAUGAUGAUAGCUAUACAACGGGAGAUGCUGGAGAUGAUGCGGAAGAUGCACAAAACCUUUGAAGAGUUUGUAGCUUCUAAAAACAAGAAUUAGAUAAUUAGAUUGACAGUUAGAAGAUGAAACAAUCGUCGAUCAUAUUUUGAGUUGUAGAUUGUUAAAUAUGUAGUUAUUAUUGUUUUUCAUUUUUCUUUGAAAUUAUCUUGUAUAGAAACAUACCUUGUAUAUGUAAGGGAAGGCUAUUUCUGACAUGUUGUAUUGCAAUAAAUUAUUUACAUUAUCAAAACAGA